GCCCGGGGCGCGGCGUGGGCUGUGGGGACCGGGUGGGCGCAGGAGGCCGGGCGGGGACCGAGCUGUCGCCGCCCGCCCUGCGGACCCGCGCGGGACGCGGAGGCCCGGAUGUGGGCGCGCUCGCCGAGCCGCUGCCUUUGUGACGGUGCCGCCCCGUCGGCGACGCUCCCGGUGCUGCGCCUGCAGCUUCACCUGCUUGGGAUCUCCUGUUACUCAGGAAGCGUCAGGAACGAGGAGGGCAUGGAGGCCGAGUUGCUAACUGCCCGGUCCCACACACUGGUGACCUUCAAGGACAUACUUGUGAACUUCACGAGGGAGGAGUGGAAGCUGCUGGACCCUGCUCAGCAGCUCAUGUACAAAGAUGUGAUGUUGGAGAACUACAGAAACCUGGUGUCCUUGGGGCAUCAGCUUCCCAAGCCAGAAGUGAUCCUGCAGUUGGAGAAGGGGGAGGAGCCAUGGCUGUUGGAGAGAGGGAUUCACCAAGAGACCUAUCCAGAUUUGGAGACUGCAGUUGAAGUUAAAUCAUCAGCUUCCAGUAAGAGCAUUUCUAAAGAUAAACACUCCUGUGAUGUUAAAAUGAAAAGAAUGGCAAAGAGUGAUCUCUGGUAUUUGUCACUGGAAGAAGUCUGGACACGUGAAGGUCAGUUGGACAGGCCCCAGGGCAGCCAGGAGAGACAUCUGAGCAUCCGUCGGGUCCUGCCACCCCCCUCAGGGCGCACAAAACUGGCCGUGAGGAUGGCCACCAGGGUCCGGACGGCUGCCGUCUGGGUCCCACCUCUCCAGGAGCAAGAGAGCACAUGCGAUGGCACCAGAAAGCUCCAGGGGGAGAAAUCCAUCCUGGGUCAAGAAACCCCUGACCAGAGGCCUCUCCCUGGAGGACCCCGGCAGAGGCACAAGAGUCCCGGCACAGAGCAGGUCCUAGAGUGGCUGUUUAUUUCCCAGGAGCAGCCGAAAGCGAAGAAGACCUGGGGACCAUUGUCAUUCAUGGAUGUGUUUGUGGACUUUACCUGGGAGGAGUGGCAGCUGCUGGACCCAGCUCAGAAACACCUGUACAGGAGUGUGAUGUUGGAGAACUACAGCAACCUGGUGUCCCUGGGGUAUCAACACACCAAACCGAAUAUCAUUUUCCAGUUGGAACAAGAAGAGCUGUGGAUGAUGCAAAUUCCAAGUGAGGGCCAUAUGGACGAAGUCUGGGAAAUUGAUGGUCAUAUGGAAUGGCAUAAGGAAAAUCAAGGCAAGCUAAGAAGUAUGUCAAAAGGCUAUCAGUGUACUGCAUUUGGAAAACUAUGUCUUCUUAGUACAGAUUAUGUUUCUUCAAGACAAAAACUUCAUAAAUGUGUCACAAAUGGAAAGAGUUUGAAAUAUAGUACAGAUUUCGGUAAUAAUUUUUCCAGAAAGAAUCCUAAUGGGUUUCAUGCACAUAGGGAAUCAUCCUUCCAUUCUAAACAUGAGCAAGCUGUUAUUGGGAUAAAAUACUGUGAAAGUAAUAAAUCUGGAAAAACUGCCAACAGAAAGUCACAGCUCAUAUGCCAGCAAAUACGUAUGGGAGGAAAGCCCUUUGAAUGCAGUUACUGUGGGAAGGCCUUCAGUAGCAAGUCAUACCUUGUGGUGCAUCAGCGAACUCAUGCAAAAGAAAAACCCUACAAAUGUAAUGGAUGUGGGAAAGACUUCAGCAGCAAGUCCUACCUCAUUGUUCAUCAGAGAACUCACACAGGAGAGAAACUACAUGAAUGCAGUGUUUGUCAGAAAACUUUCAGUUUCAAUUCACAACUUGUUAUACAUCAGAGAAUUCACACGCGGGAGAAUCCCUAUGAAUGCUGUGAAUGUGGGAAAGUCUUCAGUAGGAAAGACCAGCUUGUUUCACACCAGAGAACUCAUUUAGGACAGAAACCCUAUGGGUGUCAUGACUGUGGGAAAGCUUUUGGUUUGAAAUCACAACUCAUUAUACAUCAAAGAAUUCACACAGGGGAGAAACCCUAUGAAUGCAGUGAUUGUCAGAAAGCUUUUAAUACAAAGUCUAACCUCAUGGUACAUCAGAGAACCCACACGGGGGAGAAACCCUAUGGUUGUAGUGAAUGUGGGAAAGCCUUUACUUUCAAGUCACAGCUCAUUGUACAUCAGGGAGCACACACUGGGGUAAAACCCUAUGCAUGUAAUCAGUGUGGAAAAGCGUUCAGUUUGAAGUCACAACUCAUUGUACAUCAGAGAAGUCACACAGGAGUGAAACCCUAUGGAUGCAUUGAAUGUGGGAAAGCUUUUAGGAGCAAGUCCUACCUCAUCAUACAUAUGAGGACUCACACAGGAGAGAAACCACAUGAGUGCAGUGAAUGCGGGAAAUCCUUCAGUUUCAAUUCACAACUUAUUGUACAUCAGAGAAUUCACACGGGGGAGAAUCCGUAUGAAUGCAGUGAAUGUGGAAAAGCCUUCAGUCGGAAAUACCAGCUCAUUUCACACCAGAGAACUCAUGCAGGGGAGAAGCCCUAUGAAUGCAGUGACUGUGGGAAAACUUUUGGUUUGAAGUCACAGCUCGUGAUACAUCAGAGAACUCAUACAGGAGAGAAACCCUUUGAAUGCAGUGAAUGUCAGAAAGCCUUUAACACAAAGUCGAAUCUUAUUGUUCAUCAGAGAACCCACACAGGAGAGAAACCCUAUGGUUGUAGUGAAUGUGGGAAAUCCUUUACUUUCAAGUCACAGCUUAUUGUACAUCAGGGAGCACACAGUGGGGUGAAACCCUAUGGGUGUAAUCAGUGUGCAAAAGCCUUCAGUUUGAAGUCACAGCUCAUUGUACAUCAGAGAAGUCACACAGGGUUGAAACCCUAUGGAUGCAUUGAAUGUGGGAAAGCUUUUAGGAGCAAGUCCUACCUCAUCAUACAUAUGAGGACUCACACAGGAGAGAAACCACAUGAAUGCAGUGAAUGCGGGAAAUCCUUCAGUUUCAAUUCACAACUUAUUGUACAUCAGAGAAUUCACACGGGGGAGAAUCCGUAUGAAUGCAGUGAAUGUGGGAAAGCCUUUAAUAGAAAAGAUCAGCUCAUCUCACAUCAGCGAACUCAUGCUGGGGAAAAACCUUAUGGGUGCAGUGAGUGUGGGAAAGCCUUUAGUAGCAAGUCAUACCUCAUUAUACACAUGAGAACUCAUUCUGGGGAGAAACCAUAUGAAUGCCACAAAUGCGGGAAAGCCUUCAUUUGGAAGUCGCUACUCAUUGUACACGAGCGCACUCAUACAGGGGAAAACCCUUAUAAAUGCAGUCAAUGUGAGAAGUCCUUCAGUGGAAAAUUACGGCUCAUUGUACAUCAGAGAAUGCACACAAGAGAGAAGCCCUAUGAAUGCAACGAAUGUGAAAAAGCCUUCAUUAGGAAGUCUCAGCUCAUUGUACAUCAGAGGACUCAUUCAGGGGAGAAACCCUAUGGAUGCAGUGAAUGUGGAAAAACCUUCUCUCAGAAAUCAAUUCUCAGUGCACAUCAGAGGACUCAUACAGGAGAGAAACCCUGUAAGUGCAGUGAAUGUGGGAAGGCCUUUUGUUGGAAGUCACAGCUCAUUAUGCAUCAGAGAACUCACACAGAUGAGAAACAUACUGGUGAAGUAAAUGUAAGAAACUUUCUCUCAAAAUUCAAGUCACAGGAAUUCCCAGAAAAUUUGUACAGGAGAGAAACUCUGUAAAUGGAAUCAUCUCAUUGUACACCAUGUAUAUGUGGCAUGUGGAACGCUGUUUUUUAUACACACAAAAAAUAUCAGUACAUGUGCACAAGGGACUCUAUGAAUUCAGUGAACCCUGUGAAAGUUCUUAGCAGGAAGUCUUGUAAGUUUGUGCAGGUGAGGAACAUUAUGAAUGAAAUGAAUGUCAGAAAGCCAUUUUUUGAUAUGCUAACAUCCACAAAGAGGAAAUUCCAUAAUGCAAAUGAAUAUAGAAUACAGUCCUUUGAAAUUCAUAGUUUAUUAAGAAUUAGGAUUUUAAUGAGAGAAAACAUAAAUGAAUGAAUUGCAGGUAUCAUAAGCUCAUACCUUGGAGAAACCAUGCUAUAAGUUAGGGAAAUUCUUCAUCUAGAAGGACAAACUUCUAGUAAAAAAAAAAAAAAAAAGAAAAAAUAUUUGAAUGAAUGAAGAUCUAUGAAUAUUUCAGAUGGGGUAAAGCCUCAGCAGGAAGGUUUACUUACUAUUAUUUUGAUUCAUUUGGAAAAAAAUAAUUUCCUUUACAAAUUAAGGGAAAUUAUGUUCCAAAUGUUCCAAACUUUUAGGAAACGAUUGGAGAAAGUAUUCAACUAUCAAUGAUAGGUAUGUUCAUAGUAGAACAUAAAGAUUUUUUAAUCUGUGUAAAUAAAUGUAAUAAUCAGGAUAAGAAUAAGGAUGACAUCAUAAGACCUGCAGGGAUAUUUAGGUGUUAUCUUCGUUUCUGUACUAUAAAAUAUGUUUUGUGUAGCUUUGCAUAUUCUUGUGAAUGCCACAUUUGGUAGAUAAAUUAGCUAGAUGACAAUACCAUUUUCUAGGGGUUUCUACUCUGCAUAGAGGCAUUCUUAUUUAAAAAUACGACUUCUUACUAGAAUAAUAUGGCAUUAAAAUGCAUUUCCAUACUUUAAACCUUUUAUUUUGUACCCUUUGUAAAUGGUCCUGAAAGCUACCUCUUUAGUUACAUAAUCAAUAUAGUGCAAUAUAGUUUCAUGUGAUUGUGUAUCUGCAAUCUGUUCUACCUUCUCUGGUUAGAACACCUUGAUUUCCUUUAAGAGAAUUCACAGUGUAUGCAGUCAUGAUGGGAUCAUCAUUCAAGGUGCCCUGCCAGGAGUUGGCUGAGACAGUUCAGAAUAUAAAUUUUUAAUGGACUCCUUAGUACAGAAAAUCAAACUUAGCUUUUGUUCUCAGGUAGCAUCUUACUGCUAGUAUUAAUUAGUUCCUUCUAUAUAGAUUACACAGAAUAGCUUUAGUUAUUGUCCCUUUUUAAUCCUAGUUCACUUCUCUGUUAAUUUGAACUAUCUUGUAUCCUCUCAGUACAUUUAAGUGAUACCUUUAAGUGAUGCUGCUGAAAUGUGUAUGUAUAGCUAUAGAUUCAGGAUGGUGAAAAGUCAUUCUACCAGUUGCUUACUUACAAAGUCAGUUUUUUCCACAGCCUCACCAAUUACCUUAUGUGAAUGAGCAUUAAUCUGAAAAUUAGGUUACGCUAUCUUGGAGGAAUAUGAGGAUUCAAAACUGCAAAUAUUUCUGAAACACCCACUACUUUGUGCUCUUUACUUCAGUGGGGAAUCCCAUCUCUUACCCAAAGAAACUGCAUCUUCCUUGAAGGACGCAGUCAAUGAUUUCUGAAUCCCAAGUCCUUAUGUGUUCAGCUCAUUAUUAUUAUCCAAUGUCAAUAGACCUGGGGUGAAGAAUGAUGAUUUACAGAAGGGAAGAGAAGGCUUGCAUAAGGAAAGAAUUUCAGAUAUCUGCUACAGUCUAUCCCAUAAACCUGGAAAAUAUGAAUAUGUAUUUUGUCAUUGAUGUUCCAAGGAAGAUAUAUACACAAAAUAAAGAAUAAACACAUAUUCUGUUUCCUACUAUCCAGGGUCAAUUAGAUUUCAAAGGUUCUGUAUUGUGUGAUGCAAAUCCACAUUCAGCCUCUCCCAGUAGAAGCCAGAGAUGUCAGCAUAAUGUUGAAGGUAUAAAUCAAACACUGUGUGAAAGGAUAAUGAUGGAUUGGGUCUGAUUUUAAAUGAAAUGGAAAAUUUUCCAGAUAAAUGAAACUUAACAAAAAUCAGUAGAUGAGCAACCAGUAAAAAACAAUAGGAAAGUUAAAAAUUGAAUUUCUGGCUUGAAAAUCUACCUAGUUCCUCUAACUCUGCCCCAGCCCCAGAAAAGAAAGAGGUUCCAGAGACUUUCAGUAAUAGUUGAUAAUUUUCAGGAAAGUUAAAGGAAAGAUAAUUCUAACAUUUUGCAAUAUUUCACAGGAAGUAGACAUUUUGGGGGGAAAUGACAAAGUCAUUUGUGAACAUAGAUUUAAAAAUUCUAAAUGGAAUUAUAGCAAAAAUGCAUCUAGUAAUGUAGAAUUUUUAUUUUUUUAAGUCAUGACAUUAUUAAGUGUAGCAGACUGUUAGUAGUGAAUCCAAUAUUUCUUUAUUACCAGCAGUAUCGUUGUAUUUUUCAUAAUGGUGAUGUGCUCAGCUAAAAAGCUGCAUUUUUCCAUUCUUUUUGUAGCUAAGUGUGAUCCUGCUGCUAAUUCUGAGUAAUGAAAUGGACAUAGAAGCUACCGAGAGGGAUAAUGGGAAGGUUUUUCAAAAGGAAAACAAGUGGGGAAAGCCCCCUAGUGUGCUUUCAUCUUUUCUUUUUAAUAUGCAACAUGCUGGAUGUUUGCAGACUCAGCAGCCAUCUUAGAGCCUGAAUUCCUCUUGAGGGUGGAAGCUGUCUGCUUGAGUGCAGUAGAGAGAUAAGAGUGAUGUGGCUCUCUGGUAAUGAUGGAGCUGCUGUGCCAGCCCUAGACCACCACGUCUGGGCAUAUUUUUACACAAAAGAGAGAUGAACUGUCUUGUUCAUGGCAUCUUUUCUUUUUUCGUUGGGAGGAGAGUUGGUUCUGUUAUGUGCACCUGAACCUGAUCCUAAUUAAAACUCAUUAGGGUGUUUGGAAGAUUUAAUAUUAAAAAUUAAUCACACUACCAGAAAGAAGCCAUAUGAGUAUCUCAGUAUGUGUAGAUAAAUCAUUUGAUGGGCUAUAAUACCCAUAGAUUAUUUUAAAAUGUUAUUAAAUUAGAGAUAGAAAUUAACUCCUUUAACUUUGCAAGGAGUAUGUUCCAAAAACUGACAAAUGUCAUAUUUAAUGAUAAAACAGUAAAUGUAUACCUUUAAAUUAAGAAAAAGAAUGCCCAUCAAUUUUAUUGAGCAAUAUAAUGACAGUUCUAGCCAAUAUGUGAGAACAGAAAGUUGUAAGGAAUUGGGGUUUGGGGCAGAAACAAAAAUCGUAUUGUUUGCACAUGUGAUUGUCUAUUUAGAAAAACCAAAAUAAACUACAGGCAAAUAUUUAAACUACAGGCUGUAAGGCAAGGAGUUGUUUCGCAUAGCUCUGAGAGCUGGCAGCUUGGCUGUGAGCACAAGCAAAUCUCUACAAUGUCUCCAUGCUCAGAUUCCAGGCCCUGCUGAGGGAAACAUUCUGAUUUGCCCUCAAAAUAUCUGAAGGCAGUUUUGCACUAACUCAACCAAAAGCUUCAACAAAGCUCAGUCAGUUGAAAUACAGAUCAGAUUGAUUCAGCCCCACCUUAUCUCCCAGCCUAAGAGCUGUCAUUAGAAAAUAUGUACCCUUUUCUGGAAGUAAAUAUAUAUUCAAAGAGCAAAGAAAAUUAUCAGGAAUAUAUAGGUACCUUAUAUAAUGAAAAGCAUCAUUUUGCCAAAAAGACAAUCCUAAAUGUGCAUGCACUUAACAAGAAAGCUUCAAAAUCAUGCAAAAACAGAGGUGAAAUGAGAAAUAUACUCUACCAUUUUAGUUGGACACUUCAACAGUUACUUCUCAGUAACAUAAGUUGGAGACCAAAAAUCAGCAAGGCUAUAGAAGCACUGAAUAAUGCCAUCAAUAAACUAGACCUGGUAGACAUGUCUAGAAUAUCCAACAGCAGAGUAUGUAUUCUUUUCAAUUACAUGUGAAGCAUUCAUCAAUACAGGUCAUGUACUAAGUCAUUAAUCUUAACAUUUUUAAAAUAAUUGAAACCUUUCAAAAUUUCUUCCAUCUAUAGUGCAGUUUAACAAGAAACCAAUUGCAACAAGAACAGAAAAAUCGACAAACACUUGGAAAUUAAGCAGCACAAUUCUAAGUAAUUCAUGGCUCCAAGAAAUUUCAAGAAAAAUAUGGGAAAUAUUUUGAAUUAUUAUAUACAACAUGUAUAAAUUAAAAUACAACAUAUCAAAUUUUUUGAGAUGCAGAAAAAGCAGUGUAUAGAGGGAAAUUAAUGGCACUAAAUACUUACAUUAGAAAAGAAUAAAGGUCUCACAUCAAUAAUCUAAAGUCCUACCUUAAGGAACUAGGAAAAGAAGAGUAAAGCCCAGUGUAAAUAGGAAUGAAAUAGUAAGGAUAAGAUCAGAAACCAGUGAAACUAAAACAGUGGAAGGGGUAAGCAACACAAAACAAAUUGACAACUUUGAUGGACUAAAUUCUUGAAAGACACAAACCACCAAAGCUUAAUAUGAAAUGGGUAACCUGAAUAGUGCUACAUUUAUUAAAGAAAUUAAAUUCAUAGUUAAAAUUCUCCCAAGAAAGAAAAAUCCAGGCUCAGAUCAUUUCACUGGUGAUUUCUAUCAAACAUUUAAGAAAGAAGUAAUAGCCAUUCUAUACUAACUCUUCAAGAAAAUAGAUGACAAAUACUUCUUAACCGAUUUUAUGAAAUCAGUGUCACACUGAUUAAAAGAAAAAACUACAAUUUCUUAAAAAACUACAAAUGUUCUUCAUGAACAUAGAUGUAAAAAGCCUCAAUAUUAGUUAAUUAAAUCCAGUAAUAUAUAAAAGGGUAAUACAUGAAGGCAAAUUUGAGUUUAUCUUGGGAAUACAAAGCUGAGGCUGACUCAAUAUUCAAAAUCCAAUCACUAAUUCAUACCUGACCAACUAAAAAAUAAAAAUCAUAUGGUCACAUCAACAGGUGUAGUAAAAGCAUUUGUUCAAAUUCCACAGCACUCAUGAUAAAAAAAACCUGAGAAAACUGGGAAUAGGAAGUAGCUUCCUCAAACUAAUAAAGCACAUCUGAAAAAUGUCUACAGCAGGGAUCCCCAACCCCCAGGGGGCACCACAGUACUAGUACUGGUCUGCGGCAUGUUAGGAACUGGGUCACACAACAAGAGGUGAGUAGCAGGCGAGUGAGCGUGGCUUCAUCUGCUGCUCCCCAUCACUCCCCAUCAAUCGCAUUACCUCCUGAAGCAUCCCCCCCGCCCCCUGGUCCAUGGAAAAAUUGUCAUGCGUGGAACUGGUCCCUGUUGCCAAAAAGGUUGGGGGCCGCUGGUCUACAAUUAAUGUCAUAAUGGUGAAAGAGUGAAUAGCUUCCCUUAAGAUUGAGGACAAGUCACUUAUAUCCACUCUCACCACUCUAUUUCAGCAUUGUACUGGAAGACUUAGCUGACUGCAUAAGGCAAGAAAAAGAAAUUAAAAAGAUACAGAUUGGAAAGGAAGAACGACAACUAUUCAGAGACAGCAUGACUGCCUGCACUCAAACUCCAUUUAAAACUUUACACACACACUAAAAAAGCCACCAUAACAAGUCAAUUUAGCAAGACAGCAAAAUAUAAAAUCAAUAUUCAAAAAUCAGUUCUAUUUUUACAUACUUGCAAUAUAAAAUGGAAAAUUAGGGUUAAAAUGCACAGCUAUUUAUGAUAGCACCAAAAACCAUGGAAUAGUUAAAUGUGAGUGACAUGAAAUGUAUGCUGAGAACAACAAUGAAGAAGGGAAUAAUAAUGACCUGGACAAUGGGAGGAGGUGCCCUGUUAAUGGAUUGGAAGAUUCAAUGUCGUUAAAGUGUCAGUGUUCUCCACACGGAUUUUUAGACUCAAUCCCAUUCCAAUAAAAUUCCCAGGAAGAUUUUCUGUGAAAACUGACAAACUGAUUCUAAAAUUUAUGUGGAAUAGCAAAGGAACUAGAAUACUCACAAUUUUGAAAAGGAAAAACAAAGUUGCAAGACAUAUACUCUUUGAUUUCUAGGCCUGUCAUUAAGCUACAACAGCUAUGACAGUGUGGUAUUAUGAAAGGACAGACAUACAGAUUAGUGAAACAGAAGAGACUCCUGACUAAAACUACACACUACAUAGUGAACCGAUUUUUGUCAAAAUUACAAAAUCAAUUCAUUGGAAAGAGAAUAGUCUUUACAAAGAAAAUGGUGCUGAAACACUUGCACAUCUGUUUGAGAAAAAUAUGUGUCUUGGUCUAUACUUACACCAUAUACAAAAAUUAAUUUUUUGAGGAAUAUACUAGAGGUUGAGCUUCCAGCUAAAGGGCUGAUGGUGAGCAUUUAAUAUAUUUAAUUUUACAUCUAAGACUAAAAUGAGGGUUGAGCAAAGAUGAAGAAUACUAUAUAAAGAUAUUUUCUGGUAAAGUAAGAAUAUGAAGUGAGCAUAAGAAGAAAGAGGGUUGGGGGAAGUAAGAUACUGCCAUUGAUAUUAGGAGGAAAGCAAAGGAUACCACUUUAACUCUUAGGCUGAUAAUAACAGAUGGAGAAAAGUGGGAUUCAGGGCACUAUAAGAAGAUAUAAAAGUAACAACUGGAACAAUAUGAAGCCUAAAUUACAAAAGAAAUUAUUUGAAAGAACAAAGAACCACACAGAAGAAAAAAGUAAAUAUAAAUAGGUUACACUGAAAUGAUGGGAGGGGGCCGGAGAAAAACCAUUUAUGGCAGGUGAAUUCCAACUGAUAAAUGUAGAAGAAAUGAUGAAAUUAGAAAAUUGUCAUUAGACAGCCACUAUAGUAAAGAUUGUUUCAGGCAGGAAUUAAUACUAAAACUUGUAAGCAAAAGUAUUAUGAGGAACAAAUAUUAGUCUCAAAGCUCAGAUACUUCUUAAUUACAAAAACAGUAAUGUUAGAUUGAGAAAUUUCAGAAAUUAGGAGAUAUUUUUACAUAAAUGAUGGUAAAAUACAAUGGUAAAAAGUGAAGGAAAAUGUAUAGUUUUAAUGUAAUAAGAAAAAGGUUGAAAACCAAUUAUCUAGCCUUCUAUUUCAGGAAGCCACAAAAGAAAAGCAAAUUAAACUCAGAGAAAGUAGCAGGAAGGCAAUAAUGGAGAGCAGAAAUUGAUUAAAUAGGAACCAAAUGUACAAAAGAGAAAUUGCCACUGAAAGUUGAUUCUUUGAUUAAUAAAAUUCACUUCUGAUCAAGACAAAGCAAGACAGGGAAGCAGCCGCAUAGCACAGGGAGAUCAGCUCGGUGCUUUGUGACCACCUAGAGGGGUGGGAUAGGGAGGAUGGGAGGGAGAUGCAAGAGGGCAAUAUGGGGAUAUAUGUAUAUGUAUAGCUGAUGCACUUUGAUAUAAAGCAGAAGCUAACACACCAUUGUAAAGCAAUUUUACUCCAAUAAAGAUGUUAAAAUAAAAUACUGGGAAAAAAAAAAGAAAAAGCAAGAAAGAGGAAAAAAAAUACAUUGCCAGUAUCCAAUAUGAAAUGGGAUAUCACAACAGAUUUUACAUGAAAGUAAAUAAAGUAAACGUAAAAGAAGGUUAUGUAAUAGGCAAACACAUUUGACAGUUUAGAUAGUAAGGACAAAUUCCUUAGAAAUCACAACUUAAAUUCGAUAAAAGAAGAAAUAAAAAAACAAAUCAGUCCUAAAUCUAUUGAAGAAAUUGAAUCCAAAAUUAAAAACCUUUCCACAAAGAAAGCUUGAAGUCUAGAUGUCUUCCCUAGUGAAUUCUUCCGAAAUGUAAAGAAGAAAUAAUUCCAAUUCUAUAAAAUUUUCCAGGGAAUAGAAAAAGUGAGAGAAUGCUUCCCAAUACUUUUUUUGAGACCUGCAUAACUUUGGUGCCAAAAUUCAACAAACACACUAGAAAAAAAGAAAAUGUAGACAUUUAUUUCUCAUGAACAGAGAUGCAAAAAUCCUAAACAAUGAAUUAACAGAUGGAAUCUAGUGAUAUAUAAAAAUUAUAUCAUGAUCAAGUAUGGUUUAUUGUAUCCAUGCAAGGAUGGUUUAAUGUUACAAAAACAAACAAACCCAAAAAACAGGGGAUUUCCCUGGUGGUCCAGUGGUUAAGACUCCAUGCUUCCAGUGCAGGGGGCACGGGUUUGAUCCCUGGUCAGGGAACUAAGAUCCCACAUGCCGCGUGGUGCAGCUAAAACAAACAAACAAACAAACAACCCACACACACUGAGAUCCAUCACAGUUACAGAAUAAGGGAGAAAAACCAACCCGAGACGCAGAAUAAAAGUAAGUGAUGAAAUUAAACAGGUAUUUAUAGCAAAAGCUCUUAAAUCUAGUAAUAGAGAGGAACUUCCUUAAUCUGAUAAAGCAUAUUUACAAAAGAAAUCUAUCACAGACACUUCAUGUUGCAGACACAUCAUGAUUUCAUUUCAGGUGAAAUAAUGCUCUCUCCUUGCACAUAAGAAUAGAAAAAAUUACACUAUUACUUCUUUAAUUCACCAUUGGAAAGAAAGAAAGAAAACUUAUCCAUUCCUAUACAAUAUGUUUAUGUACUUAGAAAACCAAAAAAAAAAACCCCUGAAGAUAAACUGUUAGAAUUAAGUAAAUUUAGCAAAGUUGCUAGGUAGAAUGUCAGUAUACAAAAGUCAACUGUAUUUCUGUAUAUUACAAAACAAUUAGAUAAUUGAACUAAAAGUACCAUUGACAAUAGCAUCAAAAAUAUCGAAUGAUUAGAAAUAAGUCUAAAGAAAGGUGUGAAAAGCCUCUAUACAGAAAACUGCAAAAUAUUGCUUGAAAUUUCAUAAAUGAGAUCUAUUUUGUAUUUGUGGAUUGGGAGACUCAAUAUUGUUCUCAAACAUUUCCCAGGGACUUCCAAGUGCAGUGGUUGAGAAUCUGCCUGCCAAUGCAGGGGACACGGUUUGAGCCCUGAUCUGGGGAAAUCCCACAUGCUGCAGAGCAACUAAGCCCAUGCACCACAACUACUGAGCCUGUGCUCUACAGCCCACGGGCCACAACUACUGAGCACGCGUGCCACAACUACUGAAGCCCACGUGCCUAGAACCCGUGUUCCACAAGAGAAACACCACAAUGAGAAGCCCGCAGAGCACAACGAAGAGUAGCUCACGCUCGCUGCAACUAGAGAAAGCCCGUGCACAACAACGAAGAACCAAGGCAGCCAAAACUAACUAACUAAAUUUAUAUUUUAAAAAAUUCCCAAAUUGACCUAUAAAUUCAGUGCCAUCUCAAAGUCCUAGUAUAUGCAUUUUUGUCAAAAUUAACGAGCCAAUUCUGAAAUUCCUGUGAAGAUGCAAAGGGUGAAGCAUAGCAAAGACAAAGAGGAGGAAAAUUGAAGGAUACACACUGAAUAUCGACUUAUCCCAUGAUUAAAAUAGUAUGGUUUUAUGUAAAGCAAGACAAACAGAACAAUGGAACAACAGAUCAGAGAGCCGAGAAGCAGACCCACACAUGUACCAUCAUCUGAUUUAAGACAAAAAGUACCACUGCAAUGCAAUGGUGAAGACUCUUCAAUAAAUCAGGUGAAUUGGAUGUCCUAUGGGGUGUGUGUGGGGUUAACACACCCAUACCUCGUACCAUAAGUUAAAAUUAUUUCCAGAUUAAUUGUACACCUAAAUGUAAAGGGGGAAAAAAUAGACCUUCUAGAAGGUUACAUGGGGGGAAAUUUGGUAGCAUUUGAGAAGGCAGAUCAAGUGCAAAAAAGGCAAAGCUAACAUUUGGUGACUUAAGUCCAGGGUGGUCACCGUGGGGGGAUAGUGACUGGAAACCAGCAUGAGAGAGCCUUGAAGCGUGCUGGAAAUGGUGAGGACACAGUAUCUGCAUGUAUGGGAAAAUCAGAGGUAAACCCUAAAGAUCUGUGCACUUUAUGUAACUUACAAGGACAGAAAAUCAAAUUCAUCAAGAACUUACACAAUGUGCUUUCAUUUUCUUGGACUUGUAUGUUUGUUCAAGUUUUCACAUGUAAUAUUAUGUUAAUUUAAAAUGCUCUUGGUUAAGUAUCUAUUUAGGCUUGUUUCAACGACAAAAUAGAUUGAUUUUUUCCAGCUCUUCACAGAGUAGGCAAUCAACAGGUCCUGAGAGGAUGGAUUCCUCAAACGGAGGGACACUCACUCAUCUGUGAUGUCACUGUGCAGCCUGGGCCUGGAGUGUAACAAGCAUGCUUACUGAGUAACGAGAAUGUAGUGCGCAGCGAGACCUCCCUCCUCUCCCACCCUCCGAGUCAGUGUGCUGCUGGGUGACGUGAAAACCAACACUUGGGGGCCAGAUGGGAGCGGGCUAACCUCAAACCCACCCUCUACCAGUUCUGUGACUAGACCAGUGACUUAACCUCUCUGACGGGCAUCUUGUCAUAUGGGAAUGAUGGCAAAAUACCCACCUCACAGAGUGCCGCAUGCUCAGUAAAUAGACCCUGGGCUCUGAGUCCCUGUUCCCCCCCUGCACCUGACCUACCACCAGAGGGAACGAAGGUUUGUAGCAGGUGAAGUGGGUCUUGUUUGGGCACAGCACCACUGCCCAGCCACCUUUGAGCCUGAAGCAGAAGGAAAAAUCGAUAAUACUCAUCUCAUCUUUAAAAAAUUUUUUUGAACAUUUUCUCUAGCAAAAAAAAAAAAACAAAAAAGCA
Globicephala melas (long-finned pilot whale) is the source of this 14180-nucleotide messenger RNA. Its product is annotated as zinc finger protein 140. The record is from RefSeq and is a predicted model, not a curated record. Lineage: Eukaryota; Metazoa; Chordata; Mammalia; Artiodactyla; Delphinidae. Gene Ontology annotation, cellular component: nucleus. Gene Ontology annotation, molecular function: DNA-binding transcription factor activity, RNA polymerase II-specific; RNA polymerase II cis-regulatory region sequence-specific DNA binding. Gene Ontology annotation, biological process: regulation of transcription by RNA polymerase II.